Molecule: messenger RNA, 260 nt
Organism: Dentiscutata erythropus
Lineage: Eukaryota; Fungi; Glomeromycota; Glomeromycetes; Diversisporales; Gigasporaceae
Source: the annotation of a GenBank genome assembly
CUUCUUUUUACUUAUCAUAAUAUUGUCGAAGAGUUAAAGGGUACUUCUGAAACUGAAGAUUCACAUUCAAUCACUUCAAGUAACAUAGCUGAUGAGAUUUUUGAUAGCAAAGAUAUUAGAAAUGGUGAGAUGAAGAUAUGUCUAAAAAAUAAGGGUAAAAAGAGUGCUACAUAUAACAGUAAAAAGAGAUGUGAUGGUACAGGAAGAUUUACUCAUAAUAGUUUGAAAUCUAGUGAUUCUAAUAUUGUUUUUGAAAAAUA